AUGGGAACUCAGAAGCCUCGGAUCCUGCCCUGGCUGAUAUCUCAGCUGAACCAGGGGCAACUGGAGGGCGUGGCCUGGCUGGAUGAGGGCCACACGCGCUUCCGCAUCCCUUGGAAGCACGGCUUGCGGCAGGAUGCCCAGCAGGAGGACUUCGGCAUCUUCCAGGCCUGGGCCGAGGCCAGUGGUGCCUACACUCCUGGGAAGGAUAAGCCCGACCUGCCCACCUGGAAGAGGAAUUUCCGGUCUGCCCUGAACCGGAAAGAAGCAUUGCGUUUAGCAGAGGACCACAGCAAGGACCCCCACGACCCACACAAGAUCUAUGAGUUUGUGACCUCAGGAGUUGGGGACUUUCCUGAGCCAGACACCUCUCUAGACCUCAGUGGCAGAUACAGUACCUCUGAUACCCACGAAGACAGUCUGGAUAAGUUACUAAGUGGCAUGGACUUGGCCUCGGAUGCAGGGCCCCCGAGCCUGACCCUGGCCCUCGAGCAGCCCCCUCAGCUCUCCCUGAGCCCCAGUGUAGACGCCCCCGCUUCUUGCCCCAACCUGGGAGUCCGUGAAAACCCACUGAAGCAGCUGCUGGCGAAUGACGACGAGUGGGAGUUCCAGGUGACCGUCUUCUACCGGGGCUGCCAAGUCUUCCAGCAGACUGUCUGCAGCGGGGGCCUGCGGCUGGUGGGAUCCGAGGCCGAGGACGGGACGCUGGCCGGGCAGCCAGUGAGACUGCCAGACCCCGCAGCCUCCCUGACGGACAGGGGUGUGGCGGACUACGUGCGCCGGGUGCUGAGCUGCCUGGGCGGGGGGCUGGCUCUGUGGAGGGCGGGGCAGUGGCUCUGGGCCCAGAGGCUGGGGCACUGCCACGUGUACUGGGCCAUGGGCGAGGAACUCAUCCCGGACAGCGGUCACAAGCCUGACGGUGAGGUCCCCAAGGACAGGGAAGGAGGCGUGUUCGACCUGGGGCCCUUCAUCGAAGAUCUGAUUGCCUUCAUCGAAGGAAGCAGACGCUCACCACGCUACACCCUCUGGUUCUGCAUGGGGCAGUCGUGGCCUCAGGACGAGCCGUGGGUCAAGAGGCUGGUGAUGGUCAAGGUUGUCCCCAUGUGUCUCCGGGCCCUGGUAGACAUGGCGCGGGACGGGGGCGCCUCCUCCCUGGAGAACACGGUGGACCUGCACAUUUCCAACAGCCACCCGCUCUCCCUCACCUCCGACCAGUACAAGGCCUGCCUCCGGGACCUGGUGGAGGACAUGGAUUUCUAG
Messenger RNA from Sus scrofa (pig), 1257 nucleotides. RefSeq names its product interferon regulatory factor 3 (gene IRF3). Gene Ontology annotation, molecular function: protein binding; DNA-binding transcription factor activity, RNA polymerase II-specific; RNA polymerase II cis-regulatory region sequence-specific DNA binding. Gene Ontology annotation, biological process: immune system process; regulation of transcription by RNA polymerase II. The record is from RefSeq and is marked validated. NCBI's taxonomy places the organism in Eukaryota, Metazoa, Chordata, Mammalia, Artiodactyla, Suidae. Gene Ontology annotation, cellular component: nucleus.